CAGGAAAUGUAAACACAUUUGUCAGAAAUUUCAGUGAACCCUUUAUGAACCGCAUGCUUCUCCCACUAAAUGUUGUUUUAAACCCGUUAGAGUUAUGCAAACGUGGAGUUUGAUAUCAAUUUGUGUCUUACUGGGAGUUGUUGUGAGAUGGGGAGUUUCGCUCAAUUCAUAUUCAGGGGCGGGGAAACCACCAAUGUUUGGAGACUAUGAAGCUCAGCGGCAUUGGCAGGAAGUGACCUACAACCUGCCGAUUCGAGAAUGGUACUUUAACUCCACCAACAAUGACUUGGCAUACUGGGGCCUUGAUUACCCUCCUCUUACCGCCUACCACAGCUGGCUCUGCGCUUACAUAGCCAAUAUUAUAAAUCCUGAAUGGGUGAAGCUUCACAAGUCCAGAGGUCAUGAAAGUCCAGAACACAAGUUAUUCAUGAGAACUACAGUCCUGGUGGUAGAUUUGUUAUUAUUCAUCCCUGCAGUGGUUUUGUACUGUUUGUACUUGACUGAUGGAUCUUCUAAGAAAAAGGUUUCUGUUCUGCUCUGCAUUCUUCUUUACCCAGGAAUAAUUCUAAUCGACUAUGGCCAUUUCCAAUACAAUGGAGUGAGCCUGGGCUUGGCUCUGUGGGGGAUCCUGGGUCUGGGUCUGGGCUGGGAUGCGCUGGGCUCAAUAGCCUUCUCAUUGGCUCUCAACUACAAACAGAUGGAGCUCUACCACGCGCUGCCCUUCUUCUGUUAUCUGCUGGGAAAGUGCUUCAAAGCUGGUUUGAUAGGGCAUGGGUUCUUCCUGUUGGUGAGAAUCGCUGCAGCCGUGGUGGUGACCUUUGCCCUCUGCUGGCUGCCCUUCUUGUCUGACCCCGCCCAGGCCCUGCAGGUGGUCAGAAGGAUCUUUCCCGUGGCUCGAGGUCUGUUUGAGGAUAAAGUGGCAAACACAUGGUGCAGCCUUAAUGUACUGAUAAAGAUCAGAACGCUUAUGUCUUCAGAUGCUCAACUCUACCUCAGUCUCGUCUUCACCCUCCUAGCAGUUCUCCCGUCCUCCAUCAGACUACUGACACGGCCAACCUUCUGGCACUUUAAACUGGCUUUGGUGAAUUCAUCUUUGGGCUUUUUCCUGUUUUCCUAUCAAGUCCAUGAGAAGUCCAUCCUCCUGGCUGCUCUUCCAGUCUGUCUACUCCUAGACGACCUGCCCUUUAUGAGUGUUUGGUUCCUGCUGGCAUCUACUUUCAGCAUGUUGCCUCUGUUACUGAAGGACGGUCUGCUGGUCCCGUAUGCUGUGACCUCAACAGGCUUCCUCCUCCUCAGCAUCUACCUUCUUUCUGCACUGGAUCACUGCACAGAGGACGAGUUACAACUGACCACCUAUAGGAAACUCUUCUUCUUCCCCUUCAAAUCGGACCUGGGAUGCAUAGUGAGGUGGAAGUUCUACAUCAGUGUAGCCGCCAUGGUGGGUUUGAGCAUCACAAGCGUGACUCUGGAUCCUCCGUCACAUCUACCCGACUUGUUUCCUGUCUUGGUGUCUACAACCGCUUACUUGCUGUUCUUGGGGACAAUUAUACAUUUUAACAUUCUUCAGUUCAGUGGACCACCCAGUAAGAAAAGCCAAAAGAAGAGCAACUAAACUACAUUUUACUCCAGUGGAGUAAGUGUUGUAUUGUAAGGUAGAUUUAGGGUUAGGGUGCUUGAGGUCUUUAUUGCAGAGCUUGGGUGGGAGUACCAAAUGAAUUGUGGGAGUAUUUUGUUGGUGAAAUAAUUACUUUGACACUGUGAUCUGUUGUUUUUUUAUUUUUAUUUUUAUUUUAUUUUGUAUGGACCAAAUCUUCAUUGGAUAGUUACAUAAAAACACUUUGGUUAGGCUGUUCCAGGUUAAUGGACACACAAAGAGGUUCAUUGCAAAGUCUGCAUAUGCAUCCAUGUUUUUAAGACCUUUAUACAAACUAAAGAAGGUGAGGAGCAUUUGUUAUGUCAGUCAUACUUGAAAAAAGGAUUAUUGUUCCUUUGUUUGUUGUCAUUGUUGUAAUGGCAACACAGCCCCAUUUUCUGUUCAGAUUUUCUUUAAGUACUUUCCUGCUUAACAUUUUUUACACAUCAUUAAACUUGUUUUGUACAAACUUCAUUUUGUGAAAUUAAAUCAUGCUUUUCAGAGUUCUAAAA
Oryzias latipes (Japanese medaka) is the source of this 2145-nucleotide messenger RNA. It is a transcript of the gene alg6, whose product is annotated as ALG6 alpha-1,3-glucosyltransferase. Gene Ontology annotation, biological process: dolichol-linked oligosaccharide biosynthetic process; protein N-linked glycosylation. Lineage: Eukaryota; Metazoa; Chordata; Actinopteri; Beloniformes; Adrianichthyidae. The record is from RefSeq and is a predicted model, not a curated record. Gene Ontology annotation, cellular component: endoplasmic reticulum membrane. Gene Ontology annotation, molecular function: dolichyl pyrophosphate Man9GlcNAc2 alpha-1,3-glucosyltransferase activity.